Molecule: messenger RNA, 2429 nt
Organism: Phragmites australis (common reed)
Lineage: Eukaryota; Viridiplantae; Streptophyta; Magnoliopsida; Poales; Poaceae
Product: AP2-like ethylene-responsive transcription factor CRL5
Exons: 9
Coding region: 246-2153 (635 amino acids)
Biological process (GO): regulation of DNA-templated transcription
Molecular function (GO): DNA binding; DNA-binding transcription factor activity
Source: RefSeq, a predicted model, not a curated record
UUUAUAUAUGCUCAAAAAUGCAUUAGGAGUAGUACUUAUCCAGCAAUUUGCUUUGGCCCUUUCAUUCCCUUUGCUCGGUUUAAUGGCCCGGUCCCUCUCGUCUUCUUACUUACGGUUCACUUGCUAGUUCUCACUCACAUGAAUGGCGGAGCAGCAUACUAGUGUUGCUACGAGCGAAGCAAAGCAAAGCAAAGCACGAAGAGCAGAACAAAGAGACAGCGAGAGCAAGGAGAGUUUGCGUGUUCAUGGUUGAUGCCUUGAUGGGAGAAAUGGCUAGUGCCAACAACUGGUUAGGCUUCUCCCUCUCCCCGCACAUGGCCAUGGAGGCGCCCUCCUCUUCUGAACCCGCGCCUGCUCAUCACCCUCCGCCUUCUGCUAAUGCUACGGUGUCCUCUUCCACAAACAACUCCACCACUUGCAACUUUCUCUUCUCCCAUCCUGCGCAAAUGGCCGCUCAUUCGUCUGGGUACUACUACGUCGGCGGCGCUUAUGGAGAUGGCACCAGUACUGCCGGUGUAUACUACUCCCACCCGCAUCUCCCUGCCAUGCCUGUCAAGUCUGAUGGCUCCCUCUGCAACAUGGAAGGCAUGAUGUCGUCCUCCUCACCGAAGCUGGAGGACUUCUUGGGUGGUGGCAAUGGCGGUGGGCAUGAUACGGCCACCUACUACAGCCACCAGGAAGGCCAAGAAGAGGAGGCAGGCAGGAGCUACCAGUACCAACACCACCAGCUAGUCCCCUACAGCUUCCAUCCUUCGACGGAAGCAGAGAUGCUCCAAGAAGCAGCCGCAGCGCCAAUGGAGGAGGCAAUGGCCGCGGCCAAGAUCUUCCUCGUCGCGAACUACGGCGCUUGCUACAGCAACGGGGAGAUGCAGCCGCUGAGCCUGUCCAUGAUGAGCCCAGGGUCCCAGUCGAGCAGCUGCGUCAGUGCGGCUCCGCAGCAGCAUCAGAUGGCUGCUGUAGCCGCUGCCACCUCUGCGGCCGCUGCCCAGGGGCGCUGUAAUGGCGGUGGUGAGCAGUGCGUGGGGAAAAAGAAGGGCCCCGGGAAGGGAGGCCUCAAGCAGCCUGUGCACCGGAAGUCCAUCGACACGUUUGGCCAGAGGACCUCCCAGUAUAGGGGUGUCACCAGGCACAGGUGGACUGGGAGGUAUGAAGCCCACCUCUGGGACAACAGUUGCAAAAAGGAUGGGCAGACAAGGAAAGGAAGGCAAGUAUAUCUAGGUGGUUACGAUACCGAAGACAAGGCUGCGAGGGCUUACGAUCUGGCUGCUCUGAAAUAUUGGGGGCCAGCUACUCAUAUCAAUUUCUCUCUAGAAAUCUAUCAAGAUGAGCUUGAGGAGAUGAAAAGGAUGACAAGGCAAGAGUAUGUUGCGCACUUGCGAAGGAGAAGCAGUGGGUUUUCUCGAGGUGCUUCGAUCUACCGAGGAGUGACAAGGCAUCACCAGCAUGGAAGAUGGCAGGCUCGCAUUGGCAGGGUUGCUGGGAACAAGGAUCUGUACCUCGGCACUUACACCACUCAAGAGGAAGCAGCUGAGGCGUACGACAUAGCUGCCAUCAAGUUCCGUGGCUUGAAUGCAGUGACAAACUUUGACAUCACCAGAUACGACGUCGACAAGAUCAUGGAAAGCAACACGCUCCUGCCUGGGGAGGAAGCACGUAAGGUCAAGGCGGCAAACGGUGUAUCUGUGAUGCACAAUGGUGGCAGGGAGCUCAACCCUGCCGAAGAAGCAAGCGCCACGGGAACCGACUGGAGGAUGGUGCUGCAUGGAUGUCCUCAGGAAGCCGUACCAUGCGCCGAAGCAUCCGAUCUUCAGAAGGGCAUCAUGGGCGACCCCCACUCCUUGCAUGGCAUCGUUGGCCUCGACGUCGAGUGCACAGCGCAUGACCUCGACGUUUCGGGCAGGACCGGUGGCAUCAACUUCUCAAACUCGUCCUCGCUGGUGACAAGCCUCGGCAACUCCAGGGAGGGGAGCCCUGAGAGGUUGGGCCUGGCCAUGCUCUACGCCAAGCACCCAACCGCCGUCAGCCUGGCUACCAUGAGCCCCUGGAUGCAAAUGCCGGCGCCGACACCGCCACCGCCACCCGUGUUCAGGCCGGCGAGUGCCGUCUCUCACCUUCCUGUGUUCGCCGCUUGGGCGGACGCGCAGCUUACGUAAGUUGCUGCCCAGUCUUGCUAGUUAUUGGCCCUUUUUGUAAACUGAAGCAAGAUCAGUAGCACCAGUUGCCAAUAUUAGGUAAGUUGGUUGGAAUAGCGAACGAUAGGUUAAUUGCCAAUGUAUGAAGGUGGUGUAACGUUAUGCAGGAGGGGGUGUAGGCGUUAGUCCCACGCUCAUGCACAAUUAUAGUGCUAGUGGUAGCGUUCUUUUCAGCCUUUUUUGGGCAAUUUGGGUUUGAUGUGGCAUGACUUUGAACGUUACAUGAAACAAGACUGU